AACUGAGCCUGGAUAUGAUGACCGAUGGGCAGUACAAGGAGUGCGCAGCCAAAAUCAACGCACUCAUGUGAGACCAAUUGACCUCGAAGUCGCUGAUUGCAUUAUACGCGAUUUCCACCGAAGUAUUCAGAUGCGCACGGAUGAUGAUGCCCUACUAGAGAUGACAGCGAAGGAGAGGGCAUUGAUGGCAGAGAAGAGAAAAGAGGCAGAUAUAUCCGAGAAACAAGCAACGGACGCGACUGCCCACCCUCCAGUUAAAGAGAUCGCUGUUUCUGCUGAUAGAGAAGGAGUGCCAGCAUUGGUUCGCGAAGAAGCAUACCCCACGUCCGCUAAAUCUCGCUCUCAAAGCCUGGUGUCCCCAACCAGCGAAUAUAGCAACGCCAUGCAACUGCCUCUAGACUUGCCUCAUGUCUCUCCCACCAGAAACAACACUCUUUCAUCCUUCACAGAAGACGAUACGGACUGGGGCGAAGAUGAAAUCACUGGAAGCCUCCAAGACCUCCACUUUGCCGAUUUUUCGGCCUUUUCGCAAGAAAGCUUAUUUUCCCAAGAUCAAAUGAAUGAAACCCUGAUGCGGCCCGUAUUUUCACCAAUGAAAGAAGAGCUGAUUGAUAGAAUCAUGAAGGAAUUUUGGGCAAUUUUUGAUCAGGAGAGCGGAACGAUCCUUGGAAAUCCCAGUCCUGGUACCGGCUCAAUGGACGCAGACGAAAACCUAAACGAUAAUAAGCAGACAGCUUCUGAAGGGGGAGAAGAUUCAACACAAAAUACAGGCUCCAACUCGUUCAGCACGACGAAUAACAACAGCCAGAAGUAUCCCCGGAGUGUGCUUGGACGGCACAGCAGGGAAGGCGAAGAUGAUGAUCAAGACAAUGGGGAUGGCAGAAGCCCGAAAAAGCCUAAAACGUUCGUAUCUCCGUGUCAAACCCAAGACGGCAACACCAAAUUCGCGUGUCCUUAUCGGAAGAGAGACCCUCGGAAAUAUUGCGUGCAGCAUUGGCGCUCUUGCGCCUUAACCCCGCUAGAUACUGUUGCUCGGGUUAAGGCCCAUUUGUACAAGUAUCACCGUAUAUUUCCUUGUCAACGAUGCCAGAAACUCUUUAAAGACCCAGACGCAGUAACAUUGCAUGCCCAAACCCCCGAAGGAUGCGAAGUCAGACAUAUCGAGCACACUGAUGGGGUGACCCCUAAAAUCGCCGAGAAGCUUCGAAGCAAGAAAAAAGCACGAGACCAAACCGAAGCAGAAAGAUGGCGGGAUAUAUAUGAAUUACUGUUUCCCAACGAGAUGACACCCAGCCCCUACUUUGAGACUGUUCAAGAAGAUACUGCUCUGUCCCCUGAUUCGCGACAACUGGCCGACUAUGAUGAAUACUACCGCCGAGAAUUACCACGGGCCGUGAGAGCCGCACUAGAGGAAAGCAUCCAGAACCAGUCACAACCUAUCGAAGAGAACUUGAGAAAUAGAUUUAUGGACAUCGUCAGAGAUUGCCAGGAUUUGAUAUCAACAAGAUAUCGAUCUUCAGGAGGAAGAGCGACUGCUACACCUUCGAUAAAUCCUACAAGUCCAGACUUUCCAAUGAUAUCAAUGAGAGAGACGAGAAACGACAUGUCCUUGACCGCGAACGGAACAGCUGAGCUUUCCUUCGGGCGCAUUACUCCUCCCUUCUUCCACCCUCCGUCACCUCAAUCUCAUUUACGGUCCCGCCUGGAGGUUUCUGACCUGCAAAAUAACGCCUCGAAAGCUCCUGAUGGCAAGGACCCAUCUGAUUCUGGUUACAGCAGCAACACUUCUGGCCUUCAAUCACGGCAUCCCUCGUCAUUUCACAACACAAUCGACAGUGCUUCUCUGUCAACCUCUCAGUCUCAUGUUGCGUCUUCCGAGUCAUUUUCAGCUAACGCAGAAAGCACCUGGAAUUUGGACGAUGGACUGUUUGGUAUGAAUCCAGACAACGAUGUUAUGAAUGAGGAUGACACCAGCGCAUUCAACCAAUCUUGGGCGGACUUUAAAGCUCAAUCUGCGGAGGGAAAUGCUUGGAACCUCUACAUGAGUAAUUCGGAGAACCUUAUCAUUCACAUGUUUCAACGACAUGAUUUUGGCAGAGGAUUGGUAGGGAUGGAUAAAGGAGAAUGGAGGGUUAAGGGGAGGUUAUUGUGGAAUUGGGUGAUAUCGGAAUGGGGAAAAAGUGAGCGUUUGCAGCACAAUAUUGUUUAGCCUCCUUUCGCGCAAUCUCGGUUUCUCUAAUGAAAUUUUCUUCCAAGAUCCUUCAAUCUUGAAGGGUUUCUCUUUGCGUGGACUAAAGAAAGUCUCGCUUACCCCUCUAUCCAUGGAAAACACUCCAUAUUUUCUGAACGAGGAAACGGAUUAUGAUCGAGAAGAAAGGGAUAAGGAAAAUUCAGGUAGUUCUUGGGAAGGAUGUUUUCCUCGCGUUUAAGGAGUCAAUCGUUUAUGGAGGGGGGGGGGGAAUUUCGAAGUGUUAGCAAAGCAAUUGAGUAGAGUGCAAAAUUAGCUUUCUGAACUCAGCUGCGUCGACUGUGAUUCUAAAUGCAGGGCGGGCU
Molecule: messenger RNA, 2553 nt
Organism: Hyaloscypha bicolor E
Lineage: Eukaryota; Fungi; Ascomycota; Leotiomycetes; Helotiales; Hyaloscyphaceae
Exons: 6
Coding region: 131-2209 (692 amino acids)
Source: RefSeq, a predicted model, not a curated record